Messenger RNA from Microstroma glucosiphilum, 1572 nucleotides. RefSeq lists its product as hypothetical. The record is from RefSeq and is a predicted model, not a curated record. NCBI's taxonomy places the organism in Eukaryota, Fungi, Basidiomycota, Exobasidiomycetes, Microstromatales, Microstromataceae. The transcript has a single exon. The coding region runs from base 95 to 1462 and encodes 455 amino acids.
UCAUCUAGAUCAUCCUCGACAGUCCAAUACUCGCCCUCGCUCUCUCACAUACGAUUCUCACCUAGAAGGCCAUCCCUUGUGUCACAUCCCCGCCAUGGCUACUGCUUCCGCCUCCUCCUCCUCCUCCUCCUCUUCCUCCAACCGACCACGCCUGGCCCCACUUACACCCGCAACGCCAGCCAGCACUUCAGGCAGCGAAGGCAUCUCCCGUAUCGAGGGCUACCAUCCCUCUACCUACUCGUCUCGAAUGGCAGGCAGAAGUAGCUUCUCCUCACCCGCUUCCUCAAGCCCCGCAUCGCCCCUGUCCCGACGUGGCUCAUGCUCCUCUGCUGAGCCUGUGGUGCGAGGAGGAUUCGUCAUCCCCUCGAUCACCCUCACUCCACCAGAUGCCAGGCACAGUCGCUCCCAAUCCCUGCCCUGGCAAGACUUCACCUCCAAGACUACCCUCUACGUCCCAGUCAAGACCGAAGACAUUGGUUGGGAAGAGGGUGGACUCUGGUGGUGCGGCAAGUUCGAAUACAGAGAGGUUUCCCUCUACGGAGGCAAGGAUGAUCACGUCGUGGGCAAGUACAGGGGUGGACCCGAAGGCUACUCCUACAUGGACAUCUGGGACCAAGACGCCUUUGAUGGCAAAGAGGCCGCUCCGCCAAGGAAGAAUGACGAGCCUGCACCUCAAAAGGCAGCUAGCAAGAAGGUCACGACUGCUGAGAAGAGGAGGGCAAGCGAGAGUGCCAUCGAGGAAAGACCAGCAGCCCUCUCGUCGACUUCUUCUUCUUCUUCCUCCUCCUCCUCGGGUAACGAUACGCCAAAGUCAUCAGCAUCCACAACAUCAGUGUCGUCCUCUUCUGCGACUUCGAUCCUGAGCACACAGUCUUCGGAAGCACCUGCAAAAGCCACUCUUGCUCUCAUCCCAGACAACAAGGGCACCAUCACCCCACCUCCAUCCUCGCGUCGCUCUUCAGCCUCCAGCUGCCCGUCCCUCUCAAGUACCCCUUCCUCCUCGCGUCGCUCGUCUGAUUCAACCAACGACGACGAUGACGACGCUAUGGAUCUCGACACGCCCGUCGACCCUUCUCUACCUGGCUCUUACAGCACACUCGUCACAGCCGCUUUGGCAAAGGGUGAGGAUGCAGAGACACUCAUGUGCGACAGUCCCAGUACCACCCUCGACCCGAGUGCAGGUGCAAAAGCGCCAUUCGCCAAAUUGGAGGCAGCGCUACUGGCGCUCAAGGCGGAGAAGAAGGCACAUGGUGGAGGGCCUAUUGCUGCUAUUGAUGAGGAGCCCACGACGACGUCGACAAAGGCGGCAGUAGUUUCACCUACAAGUGCUACACCACGCCCUGCACCCGCUUCAAUAUUCAAGUCUGGGCAGAGCUUAUUGCUCUCAGAGGACGGACCUUCGGCCUCGCACCACUGGCCGAGGGGAAGGGGGGUUGCGAGGAUCGCUGCGAGACCUUGCUAGAGGACGUCGAUGUCGAUGGCGAUGGCGAUGGCGAGGGCGUGGAUGACGCUGGAAGUGACGCUACGCUGCCUCGCUUCGCUUCGAGAAUUACCAUUCUCUGGUGGCAAUGC